Symbiodinium sp. CCMP2592 is the source of this 2213-nucleotide messenger RNA. NCBI's taxonomy places the organism in Eukaryota, Dinophyceae, Suessiales, Symbiodiniaceae. The record is from the annotation of a GenBank genome assembly.
AUGGGAGCAAAUGUCGAAAUCAUAACCGGUGCGCCUGCUCGGCCAGCGCCACCUGUAUGCUUGGUGCAUGGGGCAGUCUACCAUCACAGCUACUGCUUGCAAGCUGAACAACCACAUGAAGCAAAGUAUGCGCAGCUAUAUUUGUUCGAUGCGGAGGAAGCUCACCGUCUGCGAGCUUCACGUAACUACACGCUGGAUGCCCAGCUCCUGCGCGAUUUGGCUGCUAUGCUCGAAGAGGAAGCCAAUCCCUAUAUUGCUGCCUACCGCCGCAUAAACGAAGAGCCCGGUCUUCGCCUCGGCUUCGCUACAGCAACCGAUGCGGACCUUCGUCGUUACAAUCAUCCGCAAGCAAGCGAAAUUGCCGUGGCCUUCCGCUCAGAAGAUGGCGCUUUGACAGACCCGCGCACACCAGGAUGGCACGAUCAUUUGCAACAUGUUGUCGAGCACCGCACGCCCAAAUACACGCGCCUUACGCCGGCACAAUUUUAUUCGCACCGGCUCAUGGUGCGUGACCUCAAUUGCGCACUUCCACACGGCGGCAGCCUCCUCUUUCAGCAGUAUGUGGUCGACACUUUUUGUCGCAUGGAAGGUCACCGCAUGUCCUGGCUACGGAUGAAUCAGGCUAAGCUCCGUGCCGAAUCUCGCAGCGGUAUCGCGGACUACUUAGCGCAGGAUGAUGACGGCAUUGAUCGAUGUGGGCGCCCCAUCAUACUGCCUGCAUCCCAUGCCGGCAGUCCGCGUAAUAUGUUCCAACUCUACCCCGACGCACUGGCUGUUGUGCGUCGCUGCGAUUUCGUGGUCGGCAACGCUGCAGCUCCCAGCGACGAGAUCACGUGCCAUAUUGACGCGCGAUAUGUCAGUGCUGCUGAAGCGGCAUGGCGCAUUUUCGAAUUUCCGCUGAGUGGCUCCACGCACACCGUCGUGCGCCGGAGUGUCCACCUGCCGAACGAGAACAUGGUUACCUUCGCUGAAGGGCAAGAAGAAGCUGCUUUGCAAGCGCCCGCAGGAUCCAAGACUACCUUGACGGCAUGGUUUGACCUCAACACUCAGAUCCGCCACGAGAAUCCACAGUCAGAGAUCCUCGCGCAAACAUAUAUCGACAUCCCCCGCUAUUGCACAUGGAACAAUGCUGCACGUUACUGGAAGCUAUGCAAAGCCACUGCUGCCCCUGCGCAGCGUGUGGUUGGCCGCCUGGCGCAGGUUUCACCGACAGAAGGCGACAGGUUCUUUUUGUACUUGCUGCUGCUCAAAACACCCGGUGCACAGUCCUUCGAAGAUCUGCGAUUUGCCGAAGGACAACAAUUUUUCACAUUUCAAGCUGCUGCCACAGCUCGCGGACUUUGCGACUCCGAUUCUCAUUAUUUGCAGGCGCUGGAUGAAGUCCUUGCCACGUCUCCUGCCGCUCGCGCACGCAAGUUCUUGGUUGCAGUUCUGACAUGUUGCGAUAUUGGCGACCCGCGUGCUCUUUGGACGGCCUUCGAGGACCGAUUCUGCGAAGAUUUCCUGCAUCGGCUUCCAAAAGCAUUGGCACUUGAUGCGACCUUGCAACAUGUGCAAUCCCUUCUGCAGACUUGCGGCAAGACCACCUCAGAUUUCGGCCUGCCACUGCCGGCUGGAUUCGAUGCCGAAGCUUUCCGUCUAUGUGAAUUGCGCGAAGAGUUGUCCUAUGACGCUGCUUUCGAGCAUGCCGAAGCCUGCCGACUGAUCAGCUCCUUGAACGCAGAUCAGCGGCGCAUCUUCGACGAGGUCGUGGCGAGAUUGCAGUGGCGUGCGCAUGGUCCGGCCUCGCUACCUCUUUGCUUCCUGGAGGACGCACAUGCCAUGCUCGUUUUGGUUUCCCGGUGUACUGUUUUGCUAUGGGACGAAGUGGGUACAGCGGCUGCAAAUGCUGUGGACGCAGCAGAUGCAUGCUUGCAAGAUUUGUGCGAUAAUAGUGCACCGUUUGCUGGCAAAGUCGUCCUCCUCGGCGGUGAUUUGCAUCAAAUAAUUCCAAGGGCCGAGUUCGCCGAUCGUGCUGAAGUGGUUGGGACUGCUGUUACCCGAAGCAAGGUUUGGAGCUACCCGCACAUGCAGCGCUUUUCCCUGACGACGAAUAUGCGCGCAGCCGAGGAUACGGCUUACAAGGAUUUCUUGCUGCGCGUUGGCUCCGGUACGGAGCCUUUCGAUCUGGAUUGCGGCAUAAAUGCAAUCUGCUUGCCGCCGAAAUUGAUCUU